AUGACCCAACCAGCUCAAGCGUCUCAAUUUGAUCUCAUGUACAAUAGGUGGUUUUCUGUACAGGGACCCUACGAGCAAAGGCCCUUGGGGUCGGAGCAUUGUCGAUUUACGGGAAGAAGCUGCAUGGAGGGAAAUUUUACAAGACGCAAACUCCCGGGUAAAGACAAAGAUUGGCACUACAACGUAACCCUGAGGAACUACAUGUACAUGAAAGAUACAACCACUAUGCGGAUAGUAGCCUCCACCAAGGGAGCGAGCGGUCAUUACAACAGUUUGGCAGACAUCACAAGACCAGCAUGUAAAUGGCUGGAAUGGAUCAAGCCAUUUGUCAAUGACCUUUCUGAACACGCUGGGUACAACCCAAAGGACAUCUGUUCUUACAUAAUGCCGGGAUGGUUCCAGAUCACCAACUUCCAUGUGAAAGCUCAAUCUCAUUUCAGAAUAUCGCAGAUUCCGAUAGCUCCUUAUGGCUCUUACAAAUUUGAGUUCCAUUUGUCAGAGAAAGAUAACCCAAGCUGCCAUUGUAUGCGAGUGUUCAUGGAUAUAAUUCCUGAUGCCAAAACUAUUCUGAGGAAGCAAAGCAAAGAUGUCAUAUUCAUGAUCAUGAAGAAAAACAUCAUCUUUACUAAUUAUUUUGCAAUUCUACUUUCUGUUAGAGCAGAUCUACUCGAUGAUUAUGUGGGACCAUAUCAACGUACGCCGACGGUAACAGAGUACUGUAGAAUAAAUGGGAACUCUCGUAGCUGUCUCAACUGUAAUUUUACUAUGCGCCAGCUACCAAAUCAAGAUUGGCUCUUCAACGUUACAUUGCGCAACUACAUGUAUUUGAAAGAUACAACUAAUUUGCGUCUGAUAGCAUCUAUGAAAGGAGCGAAUGGUCAGUACAACAGUCUAGCAGAAAUCACGAGACCAACAUGUCAAUUACUGGAAUGGAUCAAGCCAUUAAUCAAUGACCUGGCCACUCACGCUGGCUACAACCCAAAGGACAUCUGCCUUGCUGCAGUUCCGGGGCUGGCGAUACUCUGCGACCCCAUUGAACUGAGCCAGUUUGGAAUAAAAUAA
Messenger RNA from Nilaparvata lugens (brown planthopper), 1062 nucleotides. RefSeq lists its product as uncharacterized. Lineage: Eukaryota; Metazoa; Arthropoda; Insecta; Hemiptera; Delphacidae. The record is from RefSeq and is a predicted model, not a curated record. The coding region runs from base 1 to 1062 and encodes 353 amino acids. The transcript has 8 exons.